CCAAUGCUCUGUGUGUGUCUGAAACUCAACUGGCUCCUUCCCUCCUAAGUCCUCACUUCAUAGCGCCGCGCACUAAAAACAUCGGACGCUAGGGGAUCAAGACGCAUGCCACAUUACCUCUAUGUGGGCACUUUAACAGAUCUUUCGGGGUUUUUUUCCCAGUAAGGGGGCUGCGGAGGGAGGCCUUUUUUUUUUACUUUCGCUGUUUGAUGACUGUUUGCACAGCUGAUUAUUGAGUUGAUUGUUUAUUUUUCAGCCGCUGUUUUCCGCCGCCUUGUGCGCGUCUUUUUUUCCCCCUCCUGCUUUUUUGGGGGAUCGGCAAACUCUACCGUGCUCACCAAUGUCCUAUCCUCAGGGUUACCUCUACCAGCCCCCGGGCUCUCUGGCUCUUUAUUCGUGUCCGGCUUACGGGGCUUCGGCUCUGGCCGCUCCACGGAAUGAGGACUUGGCGAGGUCGUCCUCCGGCUCAGCCUUCAGCCCCUAUCCCGGCUCGGCUGCUUUCUCCGCUUCGGCUGGCGCGGGAUUCUCCAGUCCGCUUUCGUACUCCACGGAUCCUGCGACGGGAUUCCCCUCCUACAUGUCUUCUCCAUAUGACGCGCACACAACGGGCAUGGCCGGGGCGCUCAGUUACCACCCAUACGGGAGUCCGGGGUACCCCUACCAACUCAACGACCCGGCUUACCGCAAGAACGCCACCAGGGACGCCACGGCCACAUUGAAAGCCUGGCUACAGGAGCACAGGAAGAACCCGUACCCGACUAAGGGGGAGAAGAUUAUGCUGGCCAUCAUCACCAAGAUGACCCUGACGCAGGUCUCCACCUGGUUCGCGAACGCCAGAAGGAGGCUCAAAAAGGAGAACAAGAUGACCUGGGCGCCCCGCAGCAAGAGCGAGGACGAGGACGAGGAGGACGGGGACGGGGAGAGGAAGGAGGCGGAGCGCUCUGACAAAACCCUGGAUAACAGCGAGGCUUCGGCUGAGGACGAAGGAAUCAGUUUGCACGUCGACACCCUGACUGACCACUCGUGUUCGGCCGAGUCUGACGGGGAAAAGGUCGGCUGCGCGUCCGAGCUGAGCUCCGACCAAACGGCGGACAAGUGCACCGAGGACGGCGUGGGCCAAGGCCGCGAUCCCCGCGACCAGCUCUCUCCAAAGCCCGUCACGUCGUCGCCUCUGACGGGCGUGGAAGCUCCGGUGCUCACCCAUCACCAUCAUCAGCAUCACCAUCACCACCACCACCUCCAACACCUGCACCAGCUUCACAGCCAGCGGGAGGAUUUGGCCCGGAGCCUCAUAAACAGCAGCGCCAGUAAGUUGUCUGCGUGCCUGGACAGCAGGCCCAAUUCGUCCGGGGCGCCUCAGAAUCUUUCGGCCAAACCCAAACUGUGGUCUCUGGCCGAGAUUGCUACCUCGGACCCAAAGCAACAGCACCACCAGCAACAGGGACAGCCGGGGCAACCGAACUGCCCCUCCUCCAGCGGCGGACUUCUCACUCCCCCGACGCCUUCCGGGACUUCACCGGCCGCCAGCUCCCCCUCCCUCUACCCGGCCCCCUCCAUCCUCGGAAGACCUAUUUAUUACACGUCUCCCUUUUAUAGCAAUUACACAAACUACGGCAACUUCAGCCCCCUGCAGGGGCAAGGGAUCUUGCGUUAUACCAACUCCUCCGGAGUGAGCCUGGCAGCCGCCGCAGCGGCCGCCGCGGCCGCCGCCGCUGCGGCUGCGAACGAGGGUCUGAGCGCCUCUCACCGGGCCGCCGAGACUGGCGCGGAACCCAAACUAAGGCCAGACUCCCCCCUCGUUAAAAAUAACCCGAACCAGAUUGUUGACGUCGAGCAGCAACAUUUCAGAGCCACAAAUAUAGAAGCAAAGAAAGGUACGUAAUGAGAGGAACUGCAACCGAAACGAAAACUUAAUUUAGAUCUUUUUUUUUUCUUUUUUUUUUAUCUUGGAAUUGUAUUUCACAUCAGCUGUCGAUGAAGAUUGCGCCAUCGGUUGAACUGUUUUCAAUGCAAACGAACCGUUCUACUUUUGAUCAGUUUCAUGUGUCAUUUUUUUUCACGCGGUGGGGACACUCUUUGGCUUCCACCAAAUAAAUGGGACAGAUAUAAGAGCGAUGCUGGAUUAAGAAUGAGCGAGAUUUACCGACGUUAUUAUAUUUGUAUUUCUUUACAGAGACUGACGACCCCAAGAGAAAGUGAAAAUAACAAAAUCUUCUUUUAAAGAAAAGAAAUCAUAAACACGUCUCUUAUUCAUUUACUAUUCAUCGCAUUUACGAUUUUUACUCUUUAAAAAAAAAAUAUUUAUUUCUGGUAGGAACAAGACAACAAACUUGCCUUUGAAAUCGAUAGAAACAGAACAAUUAAGCUGCAAAUGAACGUACAAAAAUUAUCCGCUGUAUGUGAAGGACAGGCGUCAAAUAAGCCCAACCCAACCAUACACACACACACACAAGCACACACACACACACAAGGACAGUUUUUAAAUGCAAUAAGCAGAGAAAUGUUGCCAUAGCUUUGAGCAGGAAUUCUAUUUUUAUUGUUUCCUUUGUGUGUGUGUGUGUGUGUGUGUGUGUGUGUGUGUGUGUGUGUGUGAGAGAGAGAGAGAGAGAGAGCGAGAGACUGAGAGUGAGUGUGCUGUGUGCACAGUGGGCUCCAAACCUUAUCUUUCAGCUUAGGAUAAUUAUAAUUACACAGGGUCAGCCAAAUGCAAACAAAUUAGCUAGCUCUGCACAGUCUUAGUGCAACUUCAAGUCUUCAAAUGUCACAUACACUGAUAAAACCAACUGUUGGAGUUUACCCAGUAAAUUGCUGCAGCAGGAUACUUUUUGUUUCAUAGACUUUAUUCUGUGUUAACCAGUACUCCUUAUCUAAGUUGUUCUUUUUAGCUAAAAUAUCAUUAAUGAGAAAUUUCAAUUAAAAAACAAAUAUUCCAAUCACUUCUUAACAAGUUAUUAACAUUUGUUACUCUGGUGUGUCUUCCCAUUAAUUGAAGACAUAAAUCAAUGAUACUUUUAAAUGUAUUCUGACACAGUGGCAUGCAAACCGUGUCCCUGUAAACCACAGGUAAAUCUUGCUCCUCAUUGGCGAUAACUACCUCAGGGUUAGGAAGCUCAGCUUGCUAGCAGGUUUAACUUGAGGGGUGUUGUUAAACAACUUAAAGCUGGAUGCAAACUAAAACUCCUUAAAGAUUCUGCACCACAAGCCUUGCAACAGUUCUUAGAAUAUCGGCUUUUAUUGAUAAAACAUAUCAAUGUAUUAUACAUCCCCUGCAAACCGUUUUCAGCCCGAUGCUGCACGGCAAAUGAGAAUAGCUAAUGGUUAGCUGAACAAAUAUCUUCCGCUUAAGUCUAAUAAGAUGUUCAGGGAGUUCUUGUUGCCCAAAUAAAGUAAUCAAACAUUACAUUUACACAAUAAUGUGUUUAAUUAAAAUUGAAGCAAUUAUUAAAUUCCCCAAAAAACAUUUUUACAGUGCAGGUGGUUUCACAUGUGCUGCUGCAGUCAUUUUUUAAUUUGAUUUUAUUUCAUUUUAUUUUUCAGCAGGAUUAGGGUAGCAGUUUUAAUAAGAACUUGCAUUUUUAUUUCAGCAGUCUGACACUUUUUUUUCCAAGGAUAUAUUGAGGGAUCCUGUUUUUUAAUAUGUUUCCAUGCCCUGCAGGUAGGUGUCACAAUUGCUCAGAGUAUAAAACAUGGGGGAAAAAAAGGCAGCAACCCUUUUAGUCCCACGCUUUAACCCUUAUAAACUUUUUACUCCAAACCGGAUCUAGUGCCACCAUAUUUUUUGGGGGGAAAUGAAAGCUGCUAAGCCCCACACAGACUAAGAUAUUCAGUCUGGCGCAUUGCAUUACAUUGUAUGGUUUCUUUGUCAUUAUUUAUCAUUUCCCUUUAUAUGUGAUUUUCAUGUUAUUUCUCAGGUUCCUCUUGUUUGCUUAUUUGCCAUGGUCUAUUAUGUUUUUGUUAUGUAUUUGUGUGUGGAAAAACAACAUAUGGCCUAGGAAAUGUACUUGCGGGGAGAAAAGGGAGGAUCAUUCUUAGGACUCUCAGCUGAUCUGAAGUGAACGUUGAGGACUUCGGAGAGGAGUAGCCUACGUUUGAUAUUUAUUUUUUUAAAAACACAGCGGAAUGAUGCCUAUAAUUUAUGCAAGUUGUAUUGCAAAAGUGGAAAACUGACAUCUUCUGUUUGUUUUGUAAAUAUAGAUAUGAAUAUAUAUAUUAUGGACUGUUUUUCUUUGGGGAGACAACAGAAUCUUGUUAUCAGGGGUACUUUUACUAAUUUAUAUGACUGUACAUAUAAUAAAAAGGUGGGGUGUUAUAUCCAUUAUUCAGAAUGAGAAAAUAUUAAACUCUUUUUGCCCAACUAUA
Messenger RNA from Fundulus heteroclitus (mummichog), 4359 nucleotides. RefSeq names its product iroquois homeobox 2a (gene irx2a). Lineage: Eukaryota; Metazoa; Chordata; Actinopteri; Cyprinodontiformes; Fundulidae. Gene Ontology annotation, molecular function: DNA-binding transcription factor activity, RNA polymerase II-specific; RNA polymerase II cis-regulatory region sequence-specific DNA binding. The coding region runs from base 341 to 1882 and encodes 513 amino acids. The record is from RefSeq and is a predicted model, not a curated record. Gene Ontology annotation, cellular component: nucleus. The transcript is spliced from 3 exons. Gene Ontology annotation, biological process: neuron differentiation; cell development; regulation of transcription by RNA polymerase II.